GUGCAGGAGGGGUCCGCGCGUCCCCCUUCAGCCGUGGCUUGCGAGGAUUGCAGCUGCAGGGACGAGAAGGUGGCGCCGCUGGCUCCUUGACGUGCUCAGGGGCCUCAGGUAUCAGCCCCAGCUCUGGGUGCGCUCCGCCUUUUGCCGUUGUCAUGGGAACGCCUUGGCGCUCCGAGGCCCGCCUUCGGGGCGGUGCUGACGUUCGGUUCCGCCCCGUGCAUUGUGCUUCCGCUCGGGGAAAGACCGCUUCCGGUGCUUCCGUCGCUCCUUGCCGGGCAUAAUGGCCGCGCAGCGACCCCUGCGGGUCCUGUGCCUGGCGGGCUUCCGGCAGAGCGAGCGGGGCUUCCGUGAGAAGACCGGGGCGCUGAGGAAGGCGCUGCGGGGUCGCGCCGAGCUCGUGUGCCUCAGCGGCCCGCACCCGGUCCCCGACCCCCCGGGCCCCGAGGGCGCCAGAUCAGACUUCGGGUCCUGCCCUCCGGAGGAGCAGCCUCGAGGCUGGUGGUUUUCAGAGCAGGAGGCCGACGUUUUCUCCGCAUUGGAAGAGCCCGCCGUAUGCAGGGGCCUGGAGGAAUCACUGGGGAUGGUGGCACAGGCACUGAACAGGCUGGGGCCUUUUGACGGCCUUCUUGGUUUCAGCCAAGGGGCUGCGCUAGCAGCCCUUGUGUGUGCCCUGGGCCAGGCAGGCGAUCCCCGCUUCCCCUUGCCACGGUUUAUCAUCUUGGUGUCUGGUUUCUGUCCCCGGGGCAUUGGGUUCAAGGAAUCCAUCCUGCAAAGGCCCUUGUCAUUGCCUUCGCUCCAUGUUUUUGGGGACACUGACAAAGUCAUCCCCUCUCAGGAGAGUAUGCAACUGGCCAGCCAAUUUCCCGGAGCCAUCACCCUCACCCACUCUGGUGGCCACUUCAUUCCAGCAGCUGCACCCCAGCGUCAGGCCUACCUCAAGUUCUUGGACCAGUUUGCAGAGUGAAAGAUCAAGAAAUGUCUCUGUUCCUACAUCCAGCUCCUCUAGGGGCAGCCUCCGUCAUCCAUGCCCUCCCAGGACCCUCCACUCACUGCUGUGAGUGCGCCUCACCAGAACCAGUUAAGAGACAACUAUCAAUUCUUGAGACCCAAAUUAUAAGGGCCCUGCCCUGUACUGAAGAAAAGGGGAGCACAAGGCCUUAAUGGACAUUGACCUGUGAAAACGCAAACAUGAAUAUGGUUGGAGAGCCCUGGAUUAGGAGGCUGACAUGGGGAAGGCAGAGGCUGGCACCAUGGUGACUGCCACAUAAUAAAGUGGUGAUUUGGA
Pan troglodytes (chimpanzee) is the source of this 1285-nucleotide messenger RNA. RefSeq names its product OVCA2 serine hydrolase domain containing (gene OVCA2). The record is from RefSeq and is a predicted model, not a curated record. Bases 281 to 964 code for a protein of 227 amino acids. Gene Ontology annotation, molecular function: hydrolase activity. Gene Ontology annotation, cellular component: cytoplasm; nucleus. NCBI's taxonomy places the organism in Eukaryota, Metazoa, Chordata, Mammalia, Primates, Hominidae. Gene Ontology annotation, biological process: response to retinoic acid. The transcript is spliced from 2 exons.